AUGCCUUCCGCAGUGGACGUUGGGGCUGCGCUUCCUGCCCCGAAAAAGUUCAAGGCCUCCGAUUUACCGCUCCCAUCAGCGACACGAACGGCUAUCGAGGGCCUGGCGCAUUCAUUUAAGAAAAAGGGCGGCUACGAUGCGAUUCGCAAACAAGUGUGGGAGAAGUUUGAGGCUAGCGACUAUGAGGCUCAGGUUACCAAAGCCAUCCUUGAAGUCGCCGAGCAGGAGGUCGAGCGCAACCCGAAUCAGCUCUUGACUCUCGACCGCCGAAAAGCCGCAGCUCUCAUCGAUGGCGCCCUCGACCGUGGUGGUGUUUAUCAGAAGGCGGAGGAGGUCAUCGGAGCGCUGAUUGAUGCCGAAGCCAUCGAAGCACACAUCCGCCAACUACGUAUCGCGGAAGUAGGCGAGGAAGUUGCCGAAGAAGAACGACUACGCGGCUCCAAGACAGAUGAAGAAUACGCAGCCGAGACGGCUGCUCGUCGAGCCGAGAGGGAACGUGUACGGGAAGAGUUGAGGGCCGUGGAGGAGAAGAAACGACAGCUUGAACGGGAGAUCAAGGCUAAGGAGGAAGCGAAGAGGCGGGAGGUUGAGCGAGCCGCCCGCGAGGAGCGGAGAAAGAAAGAGCGGGAGGAG
Dichotomopilus funicola is the source of this 633-nucleotide messenger RNA. Its product is annotated as complex proteins associated with Set1p component shg1-domain-containing protein. The record is from RefSeq and is a predicted model, not a curated record. The transcript is spliced from 2 exons. Lineage: Eukaryota; Fungi; Ascomycota; Sordariomycetes; Sordariales; Chaetomiaceae. Gene Ontology annotation, cellular component: nucleus. The annotation marks the transcript as partial.